Molecule: messenger RNA, 4818 nt
Organism: Asterias rubens (European starfish)
Lineage: Eukaryota; Metazoa; Echinodermata; Asteroidea; Forcipulatida; Asteriidae
Product: piwi-like protein 1
Exons: 19
Coding region: 110-2758 (882 amino acids)
Biological process (GO): regulatory ncRNA-mediated gene silencing
Cellular component (GO): P granule
Molecular function (GO): protein binding; piRNA binding
Source: RefSeq, a predicted model, not a curated record
GGAUUGAUCGCUCGUGCAUGCUUUCUUCUCGUUUUUUACAACAAGCUAAAGAAGUAAAGUCUGUGACAGAACUCGAAAAAGGCAGAGCUAGAAGCUCAACUUCCCCACCAUGGCAGAUCAGCAGCCCUCAAGCGGUCGGGCCCGCGGACGUUCCCGAGGACGUGGACGUGCCUCGUCAGGACAACAGCAAGCCCAACCCCGACGUCCCGGUGAGACAGCACCUGCCCCACGUAUGCCCCCAGCGGAACCGGACCCAUUGCCCACCCCUGGGCGAGGCCGUGCUCGAGGAGGGUCAUCACAAGUUCCUGGAUCAGGAGCGCCCGUAGUUCAAGAAGGACCAAGAGAGCCGCCUACAGGCCAGAUGGCAGCACUGAGCAUGGGUGCAGCGGGUGAAGGGGGAUUGGGUGGCAUCAGUGGACGAAGCCAGCAAUCGCGCCCAAGUUUUGGCGAUCCAAAGACUCGCCCAGCGCACGUCGUCAGCAAAGAAGGAUCUUCGGGGACCAAACUAGAGGUGUACACUAAUUGCUUUCGGUUGAAGGCAGAGGACAGGUGGCUACUCUACCAGUACCAUGUGGGCUUCAACCCCAUGAUUGAGAACCCUAGGGCUCGCCAGGCAAUCCUGCGAUUCCACUCUGAGAUCCUUGGCAGUCCCUUGGCCUUCGACGGGAUGACCCUGUUCUUGUUGAGAAAGCUUGAACAACCUGUGACAAAGUUGAGGACAAAGCGUAAAGAUUCCGAUGCUAUCGUAGAAGUCACAGUAACCCUCACCAACGAGCUGGCUCCAACAUCACCAACAUGUAUUCAGGUGUACAACAUUAUCUUCCGCAAGAUCUUAGCUUUUGUCGGAAUGGAACAGAUUGGACGCCAUUACUACAACCCCAAAACGCCAAUAAUGAUCCAACAGCAUGGUCUGCAAAUGUGGCCCGGGUUCAUCACUUCCAUAUUACAGUACGAGAAGGACGUCCUGUUGAUGGCGGACGUUUCCCACAAGAUCCUACGCUUGGACACCGUGCUUGACCUGAUGACCGCCAUAUACAACAAAAAACCCAACACAUUCCAGGAUGAGGUUACUCGACUCCUUAUAGGAGAAAUUGUCCUCACUAGCUACAACAACAAGACAUACCGUGUCGACGACAUCGACUGGAGCAAGAACCCGUCCAACACCUUUGCCAAAUUUGAUGGGAGCCAGAUAUCCUAUGCACAGUACUACCAGGACGCGUACGAUCGCAAAAUCAUUGACAUGAGCCAACCUCUCCUUAUCAGCCGUCCAAAGAAGAAGGAUGAGCGUCGAGGAAUGACAGGUCCGAUACAUCUCAUCCCGGAGCUGUGUAUGCUGACCGGCCUGAGUGACGCUGUGCGCAGUGACUUCCACGUCAUGAAGGACAUCGCCACGCACACACGUAUCUCACCUGGGGACCGUGUGAACACUCUCCGCUCUUUCAUCACCGGCUUCCCUAAGAAUAAAGACGCAAAGGAGUACUGCGAUAAAUGGAAGAUUGGCUUCGAAAACGAACCUGUUAAAAUCGCAGCGAGAGUACUUCCAGCUGAGACGAUUCAUCAGAAAACUGCCAAGAUCAACUACAAACCGUCCGAGGCUGAAUGGAGUCGAGAGCUACGCGGGAACGCGCUGAUCAGUACGGUUAAUCUGAACGACUGGAUGCUCAUCUACACUAGCAGAGACCAGGGGAAUGCCAUGGACUUCAAACAGACCCUCCCUAGAGUAGCCGGGCCGAUGGGGAUAACCGUUAGAGAGCCAAAAAUGUGCGCUCUGAGAGACGAACGAUCUGAGACCUACGUGAACGGUAUAAGAAAUAACCUGACCAGUUCAACACAGCUGGUGGUCUGCAUCUUGUCCAGCAACCGUAAAGAUCGUUACGACGCCGUCAAGAAGUUCUGCUGCAAUGAAUCGCCGGUGCCCAGUCAGUGUAUCGUGAGUCGUACGCUCAGCAAGAAGCAAAUGUUGAUGUCCGUCUGCACCAAGAUCUGCAUGCAGAUCAACUGCAAGCUCGGCGGGGAACUGUGGGCCGUGGAAAUGCCUUUGUCCGGCAUGAUGGUGGUUGGAAUAGACACAUACCAUGACUCCUCUUCUAAAGGUCGCUCCGUUGGAGGCUUCGUGGCAACCAUGAACAAAACGCUCACCAGAUACUACUCUCGAUGCACAUUCCAGCACAGUGGACAGGAACUCAUUGAUGGGCUUAAGGUCUGCAUGAAAGCCGCACUCAAGAUGUACCAUGAAAUCAACAACGCCCUUCCUCAGCGGAUUGUCAUCUAUCGGGAUGGUGUUGGAGACGGCCAGCUAGCGGCAGUCGUCGAACAUGAACUCCCCCAGAUAUUAGAUACUGUCAAAGCACUCGGCUCAGACUACGAUCCCAAGGUAGUGGUGAUCGUAGUGAAGAAGCGCAUCAAUAACCGUUUCUUCAUGCAAAGCAGAUCCGGUCUUUCCAAUCCUCCCCCUGGUACUGUCAUCGACUCUGUGGUGACGAGGCCAGACUUCUAUGACUUCUUCUUGGUGAGUCAGUCUGUGCGACAAGGCACUGUCACCCCUACCAGCUACAAUGUCAUCUGGGAUACCUGGGGUCUGAAACCAGACUACGUACAGCGCCUCACCUAUAAACUCACACAUCUGUAUUUCAACUGGCCGGGUACAAUUCGGGUACCAGCGCCCUGCCUGUACGCCCACAAGCUCUCCUUCUUGGUUGGCCAGAGUCUCCACAAGGCACCUCACCUAGACCUCGCUGAUCGACUCUACUUCCUAUAGUGGGGAUGUUGUAAGAGUGACCCUUUGACUUACUAUCUGUGAGGCGAGAGUGUGUUUGGUGGAACAGUUUUUUGUUAUGUUUUUUUUUAUUAUACUCGUUUUAUUGUUGUCACAGCUGAUCAGACUCUUUGGUGGAGACUUGAGUUAAACAGUAAUUCAAUUUACAGAGGAGUGUGCUAUGAUUGGACUAUUUUCAGUGAUGUGCCUUUAAGUUAUAACUCCCACCGUAAAUAGAAGGAUGCUUAGUUUUUUGGGUUUGUUGUUUUCUUUUUUGUGGUAGGUUUUUACUAAUGCCUUUUUUUUUUCAACCCUAACAAAACAAGUGCCUCCUUUUUGUUUACGAUUGUUUUUUUUUGCUAUAUUCUCUGGUAAGUUCAUCAAAGAGAGAUAAAACGUUGUUUUUGGUGGGUUUUAAUUGUGUGUCUUUCAUGAGCUUGUUGGUGGAGCAAGCCUGGAAUUUUACAGACGGGCAGGCCUGAUGCUUAACGGAGCAAACGAAGGUGAUUGCCUCCAUGCCCCCGGUUAUUGCCUUGGUGCCCUUAAAAUGCUACAGUAGAAAUUUACAGUUUUCAUCAAAGGGUGCCCUUUACCAAGGAGAAAAUGCCUUGGUGCCCUUGCCCUUUCAAAAACGGAGCAUACAGGCCUGGAGAGGUCCUUGCCCUUUUUACCUAUUGUUUCAGACAUAUGUUGAUUAAUUGGUUGCCACUUCCUUUUUACCAAAAGCUGCCAGAUUUUAGUGCCAGGAAAGCGUUAGAAAUCCAGGAAAACCUUUGCUUGAUUGUCUUAACUUUGGACAUGUAAGAAGAAUAAGGAAACUUCAUUGUUAUUUUGGAAACUUGUUGGUGGAACACACCAGGUAACAACGUCUUGUGUUCAUUUUCUGCCUGAAUAUGCAGUCAUAUUUUUUGCCAAAUUUGUUUUACUAGGUCUUGAGAAGAAAAAUAAAGGUUCUUGUGAAAUUUGUUCAAUCCAGUUUAAUAAAAGUUGUGCUAAUAGUUUUUUUCCAGGAAAGAAAACUGUUGAAUAAUCUGAUAGUUAUAUUUUAAAAAGUGAUAUUUUUGUGCAGGACAAUUUUAAUAAGAAUGUUUGUUCACAUGUCGCGCACGAGUGUUUUUGCGACAAGUGUUUUUUUACAGUUGUGAUGCCAAUUGAAAAGUGGGAAAAUGUUCUGCGUUUUUUAUGUGUUAUUUUUUCCAAUCAAACUUUUCUAGAUGUUGUUAUUCAAAUGUUUUCCAUUGAAACAAAAGUGAUGAUCAGUUGAUCUUCUAAAACUCAAUCAAUCAAUCAAUCAAUCAAUCAAUCAAUAAGUUUAUCUAAAGAAAGAUUCAGAGAUUUCAAAAGAGAAGAAAUAAGUCAGUUGUUUAUCUUAACGUUUUUUUUGGUUAAUUUAUUCAUUUUUGAAGAAAACACUUGAGUAUUACUUACGGGUGAGAAAAUCAUCGCAGAAUGAUUUAUCUGAGGCUGAGGUGAUGUUGUUUCCAAGGUAGCUGCGGAAGGGUUAUUUAAUUCUUUUCAAAAACUAACGGCUUGUGUUGUUGUCGGCCAGUUCUCUUCUUUUUUAUUCUCCCCCUUUUUUUGUUUUCCCCAUUUGUUAAUUUUGUUGUAGUAAAAUAAUAUUAUGCAACUCAUGAUCUUAUUUUGUUACUGACUUUCCUUUGUUUCCAUAAUCCUACUACUGCAUGGCGUUAGUAUUAGUGUAGUGUUAUAGUAUUAAGUUUGUCUUAAGACAGUUGAGUUUUCAUUGUUAUUUUUCUAUUCCACAGUAUAUUAUUUUUUAUAUAUAAAUACAUAAAUUAACCCAUCUGUUCAUCCUUUUUUAAAUACACACACCAAAUUCUUUUUAACACCUCCCUCUGCUGAUCAGAAACACCAGAGUUUGAAUUUGGUGCUCUUAACCGCUUGGCCACGACACUUCCACAUAGGGUUUCAAUUUCACAAAGAGUAAGGACUAGCCCUAACUUUUAGGAAGUAUUCUAGGAGAUAAUACAAACUUAAAGACACUAGACACUAUUGGUAAUUGUCAAAGACUAGCCUUCACAGUUGGUGUAUCUUAAAGACAC